Molecule: messenger RNA, 1890 nt
Organism: Gamsiella multidivaricata
Lineage: Eukaryota; Fungi; Mortierellomycota; Mortierellomycetes; Mortierellales; Mortierellaceae
Product: YL1 nuclear protein-domain-containing protein
Exons: 4
Coding region: 110-1774 (554 amino acids)
Biological process (GO): chromatin remodeling; regulation of DNA-templated transcription
Cellular component (GO): nucleus
Molecular function (GO): ATP-dependent H2AZ histone chaperone activity
Source: RefSeq, a predicted model, not a curated record
CACUAACUCUGCAUCAAAAUCAUGGCAGCGAAUCGCUCGAGGCGUGAAAAUGCGGGAAACCGUCUGCAAGCGUUGUUGAACCAGGAGGAGGAUAUGGAAGAGUUGUUUGAUGAUGAAGGAGUGGAUGAAGAAUUUGAGAUUCAAGGAAACGGAUGAUAUCGUUGACUCGGAUUUCGACCAAUCCAGCGCAGAUGAAGAACCCGAAGACGGCGAGGAUCCCAGUCUCGUUGAGGACCCGGAGGAAGCAAAAGCGCGGAAAAAACAGCAGGCCAUGCUGAAUCACCUCAAAACAGGAAAAUCAGCGUUCUCUGUACCGGAAGGUUCAGCGACACCUGCAGGAGGUCGAGCGAAGUCAGCCCGACAGGCUGCGAGGAAGCAGCCGUUCACAGUGGUAACAGGAGCAUCAAAAUUCCGAAGAGCGACCACAACUACAACUACCACAUCAUCACGAUCCUCCAAGUCAGCAACAGCCUCCCCUGCGCCAUCGUCAGCGACCAUUAAAAUCCCGGCCGAGAUCCGUAAAUCCUCCCGCAGGACAACCGUUUUGAACAAGCAGGAAACAGAGCUCAAGUUACUGGAGUACGAGACCCGAAGAGCCAUGCAGCCCAAGCGCGAGAAAGCCGUGGUGCACAAGAUGACUCAAGAGGAGCUGUUGCAGGAGGCCAAGAAGACGGAAGCACUCAACCUGGCUUCUUUGCAGGCAUUCAAGGCACAGGAGAUGGAGAAGAAGAAGGUAGUUAAGAAAAAGGAGGUUCCCAUGGGGUCCUUCAUCAGAUACCACUCGUUUGCAGAAUGGAUUGGACAUGGGCCCUUGAUCCAGGCAUUGGCGGAGACGGGUACUGCCACGCCGGGAGGAACGAGACCACCAACGAGGUCAGGAUCGAGAGCUGGAAGUAGACCGGGAUCGAGGGCUGGCAGCGUGGCUCCAGAAAUUAUGCCGACACAAUAUGGAUCAGGGCAUGUUGGAGGAGUGCCACCGCAGAGUCUUGCACAGUCGUUAGCACAAUCGUUAUUACAGCAGCAGCAGCAGCAGCAGCUCCAGGCACAGCAAGAUAAGCCAAAACCAGUACCCAUGUCAAGGGAUUCUAGCCCUGCUCCAGAAGGAAAGCACGUCAAGAUUGAGCUAGACAGCGGGUCGGUAUCAAAGGUGCCAGGAUCACCCAUGAAUGUAGACAUCACCAACGCGGGGAAAGAUGUUGAGAUGAGCUUGUCGUCUGGAAAUGGAGACCAGGAUCGGAAGACAUCCGACAUGCCUGCGGGAGCUCUGACCCCAGCACACUGGGCGGCCGUUAACAUGUCUGCGGCAUCCAUUGCCCGCAAGCGGAAAAGAUUGCAUCCAACGCAGAUGUGUGGGCGUAAUUGGGUGACCUUUUUUGGCUAUGAGGAUGAGGAUUCGCCAAUCAACGAAUGGUCAUAUGCAGAGAACUAUCCGGACCGUAAACCCAUCUGUCUCAUCACAGGUUUGCCGGCCAAAUACAAGGAUCCCAAGACUGGUAUUCCCUACGCAAACAAGGAGGCCUAUAGAAUUCUUCAGAACGUAGUCCGCCAUGGCUAUGUCUGGUCCAAUGGACUGAACGCAUACUGUCAUGAUGUAGCCCAGCCUUUACCAAAAGGAGUUCCGGCAGGAAUGGCAGAGGUAUUAAUUGGUGGGCAACAAGUAGGCGAAGGGAUUGUGAUCAAGGAUGGCGAUUUAGUCUCCACAGGUGUUCAUGGAGGCGGAGGCGGAGGUUACACAUAUCGUCGUCGACAACUGAAGCCGCCAGCCCAUGAGUAGCAUUACAGAGCAUAUCUGUCUUCUGGUUGGCGCGCUACUAUCAUCGCGGCGUUCUUUCUGAUCCUAUGCAGCCGGUACCUGGUACUGCUCCCAUCAUGCGCACAGCCUCUACCUGC